Molecule: messenger RNA, 895 nt
Organism: Owenia fusiformis
Lineage: Eukaryota; Metazoa; Annelida; Polychaeta; Sabellida; Oweniidae
Source: the annotation of a GenBank genome assembly
AUGAAGGUGUUCUGCAUUAUAGCCAUUUUGGUUGUAUCCGUCGAUGGACAUGGAAGAUUGUGGUGGCCAUCGGGACGAUCAACCUUAUUCAGAUGGGGCUACGAUAAUCCAGUGAACUAUAAUGACAACGAACUUUUCUGUGGAGGAUUCGGGCAUCAACAAAACGUGAAUGACGGAAAGUGUGGAGUGUGUGGUGAUCCCUGGGACGGACCGUGGCCAAAUGAAGCUGGUGGAACUUAUGCUAAUGGAAUCAUUGUCGCAAAUUACGAGGUGGGGAGCGUCUUCGAUGUGACUGUUGAACUGACAGCCAACCAUUGGGGUUUCUUUGAGUAUCGUCUCUGUGUCAAUAACAAUGUCACCAAAGUCAUCACGCAUGAUUGUCUCGACCAGAACCUUUUAACCAUUGCUGGGACCUCUGACACGAGGUUUUAUGUCCCCGAUGACUUAAAGAGGAAUUACACGGUGUCUGUCCAACUGCCAUCUGGGUUAUCCUGCUCUCAAUGCGUUCUUCAGUGGAGAUACAAGACGGCCAACAGUUGGGGCAUUGACCCAGAUGGCACAGAAUGUGUUGGAUGUGGACCCCAAGAAGAGUUUUAUGGUUGCUCCGAUAUAAGUGUAGGUUCGAAUGACCCAGUUGCUACGACUGGUACGACAACCACAGUUGAUACAACUCCAACUUCCUGGACCACUGCUACAACAACAACUGGAACAACAACAACAGCUGGAGCAACAACAACAGUAGCAGCUGGAACAACUACAUCUGCAACAGGAACGUGUUAUGCAACCGAAGAAUACGCAGGUCCGGGAAUGGACCAGUGGUGCAUAGACAACUGUGCUAUUGGAAACUGCCCUGCUACACAUUGUAUUUGUGAAUAAUAAGAACUGUAGAUGGCCA